Messenger RNA from Spinacia oleracea (spinach), 1601 nucleotides. Its product is annotated as cysteine-rich receptor-like protein kinase 25. The record is from RefSeq and is a predicted model, not a curated record. The transcript is spliced from 2 exons. Bases 121 to 1023 code for a protein of 300 amino acids. Lineage: Eukaryota; Viridiplantae; Streptophyta; Magnoliopsida; Caryophyllales; Amaranthaceae.
UCCUACGUAGGAACUGGUUUGUUGGUGGAAAAACUUACAUGUGUAGCAGUUAGUUCUUAACAAAGUCAUCUUUAUUCUAACGUACAUGCAUGAUUCUAUAAGCUAUCUUCCAAUUGAAUAAUGGCCUGGCAAAUAAUUUCCUCUCUUAUUCUCCUCUUCUCUACAACUCUUUCUCUUGUGACUCCCACAUAUGCAUCUAGUCAAGAAGAUCCCGUCUUUUUACUCCGAAAUUGCGGUUUAACAAGCGGAAACUAUACCGAGAAUAGCCCCUACCACUCAAACCUCUUAGAUGCCUUCUCUAAUCUUACCUCCCUUUCGUCAUUCAACGCCUUCUCCAAAGUCACCGUAGACGCCGAUGAAGAUGACACAAGCAAAGUCUAUGCGUUAUACGACUGUCGGAAUGACCUCACACUUCGAACAUGCCAUAAUUGUAUUCAGACCGCCACGGAAAAACUUUUGCAGGAGUGCACCACGAAAGAGGCCAUCGUCAUGUAUGAGGAGUGCAUGCUACGCUAUGCCAACCGCCAGAUCUUUGCCGAAGUGGAGCUCAAGCCCUUUUAUAAUGACUGUGAGAUAAGUAUACCAGAUGGAGGCGAGUUGAAUCGGAUAGUUGAGACAACAAUCAAAGGACUAAUCGAUGAAGCCACAUCGGAAAAUUCAUCGGGCUACUUUGCAACUAGAGAAAAGACUUACUUUGAGUAUCAGAAGGUAUAUAGUUUGGUGCAAUGUACUCCAGAUCUUAGUAAGGAGCAGUGCAAAGAGUGUUUAGUGGAUGCAUUGAACCAUACGCUUGACUGUGCGAACGCUAGCUUGAUGAUAAGUUAUCACCAUGUGCCUAGCUGCCAGAUGAGAUACGAUGUCGUACGCCAUUUCUUUAAUCUAUCUACAUCAACAGUUUCUGUUUCACCCAUGGCUUCUCCUCCUAUUUCGUCACCACAAUUAAAGACUGGUCAUGGUGUUCAACGUUUGAUAUCGAUUCAAAACUUUGUUAUUGUCUUCUUCAUUGUAUUUUGUUUAAUGUAAUUAAACCUUUAGAUCGAUUUAACAUAUCAAACAAGAUCAACUUUAAUUGAUUUGAUCAACUUUUUCCAUUUCCUAUUGCUUUUUGCUAUAGAUAUAUCGAUGUAAAAGAAACUAUCUUCCAGAUGUGAUAUAAUAGUGUACCUUUCUUUGAUCCAUUAUUUCGCCUUCCACCCAUAUAUGAUAUAUCACUUCUACUCCCGGCCAGUUAGUCCCGACCUCUCUUAGGCUCCGUAUACUUUGGCGUACAAUGUUUUCAGUGAAAAACAUUUUUCAAGAAUUGUUCCGAGUAUGGAACUGGGGGAGCCCUGCCUGGUGAUGUUGCCCUGUCAGGCAGAACGAACGUAAGCUAACCUCGGGGGUUUAACCGAGGAAACCCCCUCCGAUGCCUAAGUCAGCAAAUGAGAUAAUGCUCUAGAGAGAGAAAGUAGAGAGGGUUAAGAAUUGUACUUGUAUUGAACGUGUCCGCAAAUGAAUGGGGACAGCAGUAUUUAUAGGCGUACUAUUCAGUACUUUGGCCUAUUCAGAUGUUGCCGCGUGUACGCUAGUGAUGUACUUGUUGUUUGUCCUUUUGCUUAACG